GCUCCUGUAGCAGAUCCCCCCUUUACCGCUGUCUCUUUUUCCUCACACAGCAUGGAUCCUUUCUACAACUUUAUUUCGGUGAUUUAGAGUUGGUUUGUGUUUGGCUUUGGGAAUAAGGGACUUCGUGACCUCUUCUGGACACCAUGUUUACCACCACCGGCUCUCGGGGGCUGUACAAGGCUCCUCUGUCUAAAGGCCUCCUGCUGGUUCUCAAUUGUCUGACUGUGAUGCUCACCCUGCUGCCUCAGUACCAAGAGCUGUUCGUAUACACUCUGCAGGUCACACAGCACCAGGUGUGGAGGUUGUUGUUUGGCAGGCUGAUCUGUCUGGACGUGAAGGACGCCUUCUGUAGCAGCCUGCUCAUCUACAACUUCAGAAUCUUUGAGAGGAGGUUUGGAACCAGGAAGUUCGCUUCCUUCCUGUUUGGCACGUGGGUUCUCUCUGCACUGAUGGACUUCCUGCUGGCUCAGGCUUUCCAGUUUCUGUUUGACUAUGAGGUGGAUGAACUGCCCUCAGGACUGAUCGCUCCGGUCUUCUCUCUGGUCGUGCCUUUCUACCGGCUGAUCCCCAGCAUGCCGGUCACCCAGGUCCUGGGCCACAUCCACAUCACCAACAAGUCUCUGGUCUACAUAGUAGGCUUGCAGCUGUUGACGUCCGGUCCCUUCAUGUGGCUCGUUGCGCUCAGUGGACUUAUCUCAGGCGGACUGUACCACUCCAAUUUCCUGUGGAUGCAGAAGCUCCUCUUUGUACCUGCCUGGGUGUCUUGUAUUGGGCGGUAUAUUCUAGAGCCUCUCUUUUCAACCUCCCAGCCGAGCAGUGAGACCCCUGUGGGGAUGGGGGCCACUCUGGACAUCCAGAGGCAGCAGAGGAUGGACAUUCUGGACCAGCAGCUGAUGUUGGCCCAAUACAACGAGUCCACGAGGAACACCAGGCCACAGCCGCAGCCACAGCCUGGGUUCUUACAGUGGACCAGGUUGUUCCCCUCCCUCAGGCAGAGAGGACCGAACCGCCCCCCGAUGCAGCCCCGCCCCCAGGCUGAGGCUCCACCCUCCACACAGUCUCCGCUGCUGGACAACUCUCCUGUGGCCGAGGAGCAGGUUGCCCUGUUGGUGGAAAUGGGCUUUACCAGGACAGAUGCCCUGGAGGCCCUCAGAGCUUCAAACAACGACAUAAACAUGGCGACCAAUUUCCUCUUGCAACACUGAGAGAGUGAGAGAGCAAACAGAGGAAGACAGAGAAAGAGAUCAGGAAGAGGAGAAACCAAAGGAGCGAAAAGCAACACGGAGGAAAUGAAAGACAAUGAAUGAUGGAUAAAUUGUACAGACUGUGUCACUGCUCGCUGAAGCAGUUGUCAGGCUGACUCAACCUGAACCAGUUCCGAUAUCAGGCUGAUUAAUGAAGAGGUGUGAAGCACAAGCUGGGAGACAUUUGCGUCAUCGCUUUCUGAAGGCCGCUGUAGUGUGAAACAGGUGUCAUAGCUCAAGGCAGACGAGUUACACCUCUAGAUCUGAGGGGUUUCCUGGGAAAAAUAUACGGCAGUGAAGAGAAUAUGAGGUGAUUAUUUCCUUGAGGCUGAAGCACAGGAAUCAGCUGCCAUCCCACUUACAGCUGUUGGAAAUAACAUUUUAUAAAACCCACUGUCCUGUAAUGACACUCUACUUUCAAAACGGCUUACCAUCAGAAACAGGUUUAUUGCCAAGUAGGUUAACACAUUUGCUUUGGUGUAUAACUAGCAUCUUAGACCCUGAUUACUGCUAAGAAAUGAUCAAUAUGACAACGAAAAAGAGCAUUUCAAAUGGAUUUUACGCCAUUCAUUGUUGGAUAUAUUUUUUCUUCACAAAGACAACAGGAGUAAAACAUGAAUGAAGCACCUGCUAGAAGUUUAUGAUUUAACUACAGGAGGUGCAGUGUUUCAUAGAAGUUGCAGGGCUCCACCCUUUCCUGCGUGCGAUGUUUUAACAAAGCCUCACUGACAGUAACUGUAGGAGCCACUUUUCUCCAUUCGUCCCUCUAAAAGUACAUUGUGGGUGACAGACAGCUAUCUCAGGGUCUUUGAUGCGACUUCUCCCAAAAAUGACGACAUCAUAUUUACAGACAUGGGUGCCCAUACGUAAACAAAGUAUCCAUUUGAGGAGGAGGUCAUGUUUCACACUAUUGUUUCUGUAUUAUGUCAUUUCAUGCACUCACUCCCCAGAUUUUAUUUAUUCUGUCUUAACUGAGUUUGAGUCUUUCUCUACCAGCACACAUGUCUGGAUAUUGUUAAAUCUUAAAAGGCUGGUGAUAUUUAUUAUGCAAUAUCAUGAAAAGAGACAUUUAUGGAGACUAUGUACGGCAUAGUUUCUACUUUGUGUAUAUAAACAUGUACGAGAGAAGAAACAUUGCAGCCACUGUGUAUUGAUGUCAAAGACAUGCUAGUUUUAUAUUUUGUGCGUAAUUAUUAAUAAUAUAUGACCACUGAGAUGAGUGUCAUUUCUGUGUAUGUAUUCUAAGAGUGGUAUAAUAGUAUAUGGGUGUGAUGAGGAAGUUGUUGCAUGGACAACUUUCUGGUGAAUUGUAAUGAAUCAUUUGAUCUGAAGAAUAAAUCAAAUGUCAAACACAAUUUUUGCUAA
Messenger RNA from Gymnodraco acuticeps, 2609 nucleotides. RefSeq names its product UBA domain containing 2 (gene ubac2). Gene Ontology annotation, molecular function: serine-type endopeptidase activity; protein binding. Lineage: Eukaryota; Metazoa; Chordata; Actinopteri; Perciformes; Bathydraconidae. Bases 144 to 1205 code for a protein of 353 amino acids. The transcript has 10 exons. The record is from RefSeq and is a predicted model, not a curated record.